AAAAUAGCUCAGUUUAUUCUCAAUUCCCCGAGAAAAUCAUCAAUAUUUCAUGCAAUGUCGACAAAACACAAGUUAAUUUGUCCGUUACCCACACAAGAAUCAUGUGAGAGUGUAAAUUGUGAUAAUAUACUAUGGGAUUUAGGCAAAGCAACAAAACGCGGUACAAAAAAGUGUCCAGAUUGUGGCUACAUAAAUGGUAUACGCUGCUAUGCGUGUAAAAACCCGCUGUGCAAUCGUGUUCUUAAAAUCGCCGACAAACACAAACCAGGCGUGCAUAUCGACGCGAUAAAACUCGUCAGUGGUGCAACACGACAAAUCUAUUCAGUACGCGUGCGUGAAAAGGGUGGGCCAAUAAAUGGGUUGUAUCCAGAUCAUCCCGAUCAACGCGGUUUCGUCCAAUUGCCAUGCGCGAUCUACGAAAGCGACAAACUCUCCGAAGUCGCGCUUUGUUUCGUUGAUAACUGCGAGAGAUCUUAUUCGAUUCUCAAAUGUCAUGAGAAUGACGAAGACGACGAGGAUACCAACACGAAUAAAACAAAUAAAACACUAAACGUGUUGAAUUUCUGCGCGCAUAUCGAAGCAGCAGUGAAGAGUUUAUCAGUUGCGCAUGCGUUCGACUUCAAACACGAUCUGAUCAACAAUCUGAAGGUUUGUGAUGACAUGAAGAAGAAACUGUGUUCAUUGGCGAAGUCUACAGAGGGGCCACUUGUGCAGCGUAUUGCUCGUAAUGUUUUGGCUAUAAAAUGUUUUGUGAACUCUGGUAAUCCGCUGGGUUAUUUACAUUUCAUGCUUGAGUUUAAAAAGAGUGUGAGUAAUGCCAGUGAAGAAGAAUUGGAGCGGUUUCAUUGUGAGUGUUCUGCGCAAGGGAAAUGUUUACAUUAUUACGCAUGCGUGUGUGCAUUCGCUAGUGAUGUUAAACUUCUACAUAAAUAUUCACAGUUUAUUCAACGUGAAUUUGAUUCCUGUAUUGCGUACGAUAUAACCACGUUACUCGAAGAAGGUAAAGAUGCAACAUAUCCGCUUGAAAACAUACGAAUUGAAAUUCUACGGCCUGAUUUAUUAGGAUUACCACUAAAAAGAGCAAAAAUACACAAAACUAAGAAAAAAGUGAAACAAAUCAAAGUGAUUUCUGAUAAUAUCAUCAAAACUAGUGAAAAUAACGACAAAUCAACAAUAAAACCAAUGAAAGGUUAGAAUAUGAAGAAUGGUUGUGCUAUGUCAUCGAAAGAAUCAACUCCAGUAAAACCUACAAGCAACAGAAACAUAUUUCAACGAGAAUAUUCUGGAUGAACUUAUUGUGGACGUGCAAGAAAUCAAGUUAGAGUUUCACAUUCACGAGAAAUUUUUCCACAACUUGCAACAUCAUCUUCGCGACUACUUCCAACCGAAUGAAUUCUGUGUCAAUA
This is a messenger RNA of Dalotia coriaria, 1406 nucleotides long. RefSeq lists its product as uncharacterized. Bases 55 to 1194 code for a protein of 379 amino acids. Gene Ontology annotation, cellular component: nucleus. The transcript is spliced from 3 exons. Lineage: Eukaryota; Metazoa; Arthropoda; Insecta; Coleoptera; Staphylinidae. The record is from RefSeq and is a predicted model, not a curated record.